Messenger RNA from Coregonus sp. 'balchen', 1636 nucleotides. The record is from the annotation of a GenBank genome assembly. NCBI's taxonomy places the organism in Eukaryota, Metazoa, Chordata, Actinopteri, Salmoniformes, Salmonidae.
UCAUUUAAACCAAAAUGCCAGCCGACACCAUGGAGAAGCAAACGGCAUCCCCUAUUGCUGGUACACCUGCAAAUGGGUCCCAUACUCCAGACAAACCCAAGAAUGCCAGCGAGCAUAGAAAGGUACACUUCUAAAACUGCCUAUGGAUUUAAAACGUUUCUGAUAUAUUCAGCAUAGACCUACUAGGCGAAUGUUGUUGCCAAUUAAACUGUAGGUAGGCUAACGACAUUGUAUUUGUGAGAUAAAGAAAGGCUUGCACUCGGAAUUAUCCAUAAACAUGCAAUUAAUGUAAAAAAUAUUUAUUUUGCAGUCCUCAAAGCCCAUCAUGGAGAAACGUAGGAGAGCGAGGAUAAACGAAAGCCUUGGCCAACUCAAGACACUCAUCCUCGAUGCACUUAAAAAAGAUGUAAGUCUAAGUGAUUUCACAAUUGAAAAUCACUGUUUUGUUCAUUAUUCCUGAAAUUUUAUUUUGUAUUAAUGCACACUCCUUACCUUUACCAUGUUCUUAUCCACAGAGUUCCAGACAUUCUAAAUUGGAGAAAGCCGAUAUUCUGGAGAUGACAGUGAAGCACUUACGGAAUUUACAGCGUGUGCAGAUGACUGGUAAAUUGAAAUGCGAAUAUCUAAUUUGACAUCUGGCAAACACUUUUUUUUACAUUUUCAUCGAAUAGACACGGUUUCUAAUGUUCUCUUUUUUAUUUUGCCUCAGCAGCGCUGUCAGCAGACACUACCGUCCUCAGUAAAUACCGGGCGGGAUUCAACGAAUGCAUGAAUGAGGUCACUCACUUCUUGUCCACCAGCGAGGGGGUGAACACGGAGGUGAGGUCGCGGCUUCUCAACCACCUGUCCGGUUCCCUAGGCCAGAUGAUCUCCAUGAACUACCCCCAGUCAACCCCAACUCAACAGGCUCACCUUGCGCAGCCUCUUCACGUGCAGCUACCUUCUACCUUGCCCAACAGUGUCUCUAUGGGUUCCAAACUCAGCACCGUGGAAUCCUUGUCUCCUAAAGUUUUCGGGGGGUUCCAGCUUGUGCCUGCCACCGACGGACAGUUUGCUUUCCUGAUUCCCAACCCUGCAUUCGCCUCAUCAUCAACCCCAGUCAUCCCUCUGUAUGCUAACGCAGGUGUGCCUAUGACAGUUAACGCCAGUCCCGUCCACCGCAGCUCUGCGCCAACAGCAUCAUCCCCAGUCCAUGGGAUGACAUCAUUCGUCGGUGUUUCUCAGGCCGUCAGCCCUGUCGGUGUCAGCACUGGUUUGGAGAGCACUGAGGCUGUUUGGCGACCCUGGUAGUUUGGUUGAAAUGGACACUACAAUAAUGAAAGUUAUUUUCAUGAAGUAAAUAGUUCCGUUCUAGGGGACAUCGUUUCAUUUGUUGGACAUGGUAAACGUUUGUUUAAGUUAUUGGCUGAUUCCAAAAUGUGGAUGUUGGUGAUAAAUAUGGUGUCCAUGCAAUGGAAGAUUUAUUCAAAUGUUUGUGAUUAAGUACUUUUUAUGGAAAGAUUUAGUUUUGUACAAAGUUGAUAUUGAUUGUUAUACCAAAGCUGUGUGUUUUUAUAUUGUUUGUCGUUUUAUGUUUGGAAAUUGAUGUUGGGCAGUGGCCCAUUUACCUAAUAAAUCAGUUGUCAGAAAUUAACAA